ACAAUAUUUAUCUAACCCAGACAAACAAACGCCAGUUCCAGUUUCGUUUUACUUUCUUUAACUUCAAUCGUUCAUCAACGUAUCGUCAUUUCGCAUUCCGUUUUCUACUUCAGCGUUGUGCGUGUGUUAUAAAAAGUUCGAAACAAAUUAUGAACCGAAAGUGUUGUGGUCCCGGCUAUGCAACGCCAUUGGAUGCAUACAAGAAUGGACCAAGAGAGAAACUAUUGUACGUUGUUACCGUUCAGCCGAAUUUAUCGGAAUCCCACGGUGAUUACUUAUCAACGGUAGACGUUGAUCCCGAUAGUGCCACUUAUUGUCAGAUAAUUCAUCGCACAUUCACCAAUCGUACGGGCGAUGAGCUACAUCACAGCGGUUGGAAUGCAUGUUCAAGCUGUUUUAAUAUCACCGGUGAUGACGCUACAAAAAUACCGAAACGGGACAAGCUGAUUCUUCCUAGCCUGAAUUCGAACAACAUCUACGUAUUCGAUGUCGGCACAAACGAACGAAAGCCUGAAAUUUGGAAGGUAAUCGACGGAAAGAUUCUGCUGGACAACAACGUUUCAUCGCCACAUUCAACCCACUGUUUGGCCAACGGUAACGUAAUGAUUUCGACAAUGGGCGAUCGCAACGACAAUGCUAAAGGUGAUUUCAUACUGUUCGACUCGCAGUUUGAAUGCGUCGGAACAUGGACGAAGGGUGCGGAGAAAGCGAAAUGUGGCUACGAUUUCUGGUAUCAACCGAAGUUCAAUGUUAUGGUUGCAUCGGAAUGGGGAGCUCCGAAGAACUUUAAGCAAGGUUUCCAUCCCGAUCACCUAGCGAAUCCCGACGAAAUCGGUCGCCGGCUGAACUUUUACAAAUGGAACGAGCAAACGCUGUUCCAAACGAUCGAUCUGGGAGAUGAGGGAAUGACACCGUUGGAAGUUCGCUUCUUGCACGAUCCAACGGAGUGUCACGGUUACGUUGGCUGUGCACUGUACUCCAAUUUGUACCAUUUCUGGAGGAAAGAGGGCAGCGAUCGUUUUGAAGUGGAGAAGGUUGUGGACGUACCAGCGAAAAAGGUGGACGGAUGGGCAUUGCCGGAAGUUACUGGUUUGAUGGGCGACAUAAUCAUUUCGUUGGAUGACAAAUAUUUGUACUUUACGAGUUGGUUGCAGGGUGAUGUCAGGCAAUACGAUAUCACCGACAGAAGUAAACCGAAAUUGACUGGACAGGUGUUUUUGGGUGGUGUGGUCCUAUCCGAUUCUAAUGUUGUUGUUACUGAGGAUAAGGAAUUGAAGAAACAACCCGAUCCAGUCUUUGUUAAAGGCAAACGCUUACAAGGCGGACCGCAAAUGAUGCAAUUGUCUCUGGACGGAAAGCGCCUGUACAUCACGUCCAGCCUGUAUUCUCCCUGGGACAAACAAUUCUACCCGGAUAUGAUCAAGUCCGGUGGACACAUGGUCUGCCUGGACGUGGACACCGAAAACGGAGGAAUGACAUUGAAUGCUGAUUUCUUCGUCGACUUCAGUAACGAACCGUAUGGACCAACCGUGCCGCAUGAAAUGCGUUAUCCCGGUGGCGAUUGUACAUCGGAUAUCUGGUUGGAUGAAUGAGAUUGAAAUUACACUCGGUUGGAUGGAUUGCAUGGGAACGGAAUGAAUAAACAAGCGAAAAAAUCUCCAUUUUAUCAUAAUUUCUAUUCACUCCGCACCGACCACACGGAAUGGAAAUUGAAUUUUCUGCGAGAAAAAAAUGAGAGAGAGCAACGGAACAACUGAAACAAUUUAUGUUCGGGCGUUUUUCUCAGAAUUAAAAUAACAUUUCAAUUGCUG
Bradysia coprophila is the source of this 1811-nucleotide messenger RNA. Its product is annotated as methanethiol oxidase. NCBI's taxonomy places the organism in Eukaryota, Metazoa, Arthropoda, Insecta, Diptera, Sciaridae. Gene Ontology annotation, molecular function: selenium binding. The record is from RefSeq and is a predicted model, not a curated record.